Messenger RNA from Colletotrichum destructivum, 1272 nucleotides. RefSeq lists its product as uncharacterized. The record is from RefSeq and is a predicted model, not a curated record. Lineage: Eukaryota; Fungi; Ascomycota; Sordariomycetes; Glomerellales; Glomerellaceae. The transcript has a single exon. The coding region runs from base 1 to 1272 and encodes 423 amino acids.
AUGUCGUCCCAGCAGCAACCUCGCCCUCUCUCUCACCUUUCGCCUGUUCCGGCUGACAAACUCUUUGCCCUGUACGACAAUAAGAAGAAGACACUGAGCCUAAGUGCUGAGGGCAAGGCUGUUCACAUCACCACGGACAUUCAAUUCAAGCGACUUCCUUUCCUUGGAGGUCUCCUUUUCGAACUCCAGGGAUGGGUUGGUCCAGUUACCCAAGGCGACCAGCCGUACUCCAUCACCGACUCUUUUGAUGUCGACCUUCCUAGCCCUGCUCUCCCUUCGGGCAACGUCGUUGUCAGAACCGCCAACAACAAGCGAUGGGUUGUCGAGAUUGAGGGCCUCGGCUUGAAGAAGACACAGCCUUCAUCCAACGAUGCUGUCGACCUGCAAGUCCCCGAGACUCGGCUUGUCCCUCCCCCGGAGCCCAUCAUCACCGGCCUUGGUCAGACCUUCACCAUCAAGCAAGCCGAUAAGUUCACCGGCGAGGGCGGCAGCGUGAGCAUCUCCUUCAACGAUGACUUCGUCUCUCUGAAGGACGCCGGUAUCCAAGACAGCAACAAAAUCCAGUGGGCCUUCACAUCUCACCAGACUGGAAACACGGAGGUGGUCGUGUUCGUGGGCCAGACCAACCCUCCCUUCGUGUAUCGCAUUCCGUAUCACGUCACCAUCGUGCCCUCCAACGAGGCUUCUAACACCAACCUCAAGGCCUCAGCCCUUUUCUCAGUCGCCGAGGUUCCUGCCAACGGCACCAACGGCAGCACCAACGGAGCUCAGAAGAACGGUGCCGAGGCUGUUGGCCUUCCCUUGUCCUGGGAUGGGGUUGUCAACGUCGGCCUCAAUCUGAUCAAGAAGCAGUACCCCGAUGCCGUGCUCUAUGUGGUCGAAGCCAAGCCUGCCACCACCAAGCCCGUUCUGAAUGAGUGGGGUCUCUCCAAGAUCCGCAUCAUCACCCGAAUUGGCGGCAACAAGACUGCCAUCAUCCAAUCGACCGGAUGGGGUCAGUUCGGUCAAAUCGAGGUCCUCCCUCACCCCCUCUUGGGAAAUUCCUCCAUCCCUUGGCCUUUGUCCUUGGACAUCCACGAGGCGUUUGCAAUCCUUCGCAAAGCAGGGUACCAGGAGUCGGUUUACGGUGUUGUGUUGCGUCAGCCUGUGACCGCCACCGCCGACCAGCCGUUCUAUAUCUUCAACAUCGGAAACCAGUCCAUUGCCGUCGGUGUCGAUGACCGCAAGGUUCAAGACUUCGGCCCUACCGGACAAGAGACUCAGCAGUCCUAA